CCUCGGAGCUGCCCCCCGAGCCUGCCCCUGACUAUGAGGGAGACGAAACCUUCCUGCGGCGGGUGCACCACGUCCUGCUGGAGGUGGAGGUGCUGGAGGGGUUCCUGCAGUGCCCGGACUCGGGGCGCCAGUUCCCCAUCUCCCGCGGGAUCCCCAACAUGCUGCUGAGCGAGGAGGAGGCCUGAGGGGGGGGACACGCUGGACAACCCCCCCCCCGUGCCCCCAGGUUAUUGGGGGGGGCAAAGGGGGACAGAGACGUUCUUCCCCCCAUGGGGGGGGAAGGGGGGGCUUUUGUUGUUCGUUUUUGAGCCUUUUGGGGGGUUUUUUCUGUCCCAAAGAUCUUCUUUUACUCUCAAAUUGCCCCUUUUUGCCCCCAAACUCCCUUUUCCCCCCAAACCUCUUCCAUUACUCAACCUCCCAGCUUCCCAACCCCGCGUUUUCCCCCAUCUCCCCCUUUCCCCGAGGCUCUUUUGUCCGUCUGUGGUUUAUUUGUGGUUUAUUAAUAAAAACCCGCUUUUUGGCGUCAAUAUUGGGCGGUUUUUUAGUCUUUUCGAGGCUCCUUUCGGGGGAGAACCCCAUUGGAUCGGGGCGGGGGGGGGGGGGAGGCGGGGGAAGCCGAGGUCCUCCUGCGCUCUCUAUGACCCAACCAACUGCCCAGAGCGCCUCACUCCCCCCCCAGUGGCCGCUCAGCCUCCCGCCUCGCUCGCGCAGCCGGAGGUGACGUCAGGACGUCGGCGCACGCAGAGCGGCGGCGGCGGAGGCCUGAGGCGGGAGCGGCGGUUGGAGCAGCGGAGGCUCCGGCGCCAUGUCCUCGACGUCGCAGAAGCACCGGGACUUCGUAGCGGAGCCGAUGGGGGAGAAGCCGGUGGGGAUGCUGGCGGGCAUCGGGGACGUGCUGGGCAAGAAGCUGGAGGAGAAGGGCUUCGACAAGGCGUACGUGGUGCUGGGGCAGUUCCUGGUGCUGCGCAAGGACGAGGAGCUGUUCCGGGAAUGGCUGAAGGAGACGUGCGGAGCCAACGCCAAACAGUCCCGGGACUGCUCCGGGUGCCUGCGGGAGUGGUGCGACGCCUUCCUCUGAGCCCCCCCCGGCACCCCCGGGGGCACCCCAACACCCCCCCCUCCGACCGCCGCCACCGGGGCUCCUGCUCACAGCUGGGACCCCCCCAAACUGUGGUGCUGCCCCCCCCCCAAGUGGCUGCGGGGCUGGGGGUUCCCUUCCCCAAACCAUCGCCGGGGGGGUUCUGGGCUGCCCCUGCCUUUCCCAUCACACCAAAUCCCCCAGGGGGGUGCGUGUGGGGUGUCCCCCCCCUCCGCGGUUGUGCUGAUAUUGCCUCUCCCCUCAUGUGGGGGGGGGGGGAGUUGGGGUGUGCUCCCCCCCUCCCGCAUUGGGGGAUUUGUGUCAUUUUGGGGUGGCCCCUCCCCCCCCCCCAGCUUCCAGUUUGUUUGUAAGAGUUUUCUAAACAAUAAAGGUUUUGCUGUGCUGGGGCC
Strigops habroptila (Kakapo) is the source of this 1488-nucleotide messenger RNA. It is a transcript of the gene BANF1, whose product is annotated as BAF nuclear assembly factor 1. The transcript has 4 exons. The record is from RefSeq and is a predicted model, not a curated record. Gene Ontology annotation, molecular function: DNA binding. NCBI's taxonomy places the organism in Eukaryota, Metazoa, Chordata, Aves, Psittaciformes, Psittacidae. The coding region runs from base 806 to 1078 and encodes 90 amino acids.